UCCAAUUUCGAAGCGAAGGAAACGCAAACGGCACCAAAGUUUCUAAGAAAAUGGGGAACCCCACAACGUGUCCCCAAUCCCAUUACCAGAAAAUCGAACAAAACGCAUCAGGUCAAUCUUCUACACCUUUUUUUAACAACAACCAAUAUUUACUCUCAUUCACAACAAUACCACUCUCAUUCAAACAAAAAACAAAACACAAACAUGAACAUGAACAUGAACAGCACAACCACUUCAAAUCCUAAGAAACAGUGUUUGAGCGUUGUUAAGGACGAGGUUGUUGGUGGUGGUGGUGGUGGUGGUGGAAAGUGGGAGAGUCUGAACCCAGAAAUAUUGGCUCUGAUAUUCACGCGGCUUUCAGCUGAGGAAAGGGUCGGAGUGUUGCCUGUGGUUUGCAAGUCGUUUGCGGCGUGUGUGCAUGGUCCUUAUUGUUGGGCUGAGAUUGACAUCGAUCAAUGGUGUCGCAAGAUGGACCGUACGGGUUUCCAAGUUGACUCGGCCGUACGGAAGCUCGUGCGGCGGACUAGAGGGACUGUGCGCCGCCUCUCUGCUUUCAAGGUUGGCGAUCCUGGCUUCGCUUAUGUUGCCAACUGUGGCAGAUUCCUUAGGGUAUUGCAGAUUCCUAUGAGUGAUGUCACUGACAAAAUGGUAGAGAGGCAUGCAAUUUCAUUUGAAAACAUGGCAGUCCUUGACAUCAGCUACUGUUUGAAGAUAACAUGCAAAGGGCUUGAAUCUUUUGGAAAGAACUGCAAGACCUUGGUUCACUUGAGGAGAAAUAUGCCCCUACCGGAGGUGUUGCCUAGUUACAAUGUGAAUGGGACGGGCAUCAAGCCUGAUGAUAGCGAGGCAAUGAUCAUAGCUGACACAAUGCCAGGACUUCAGCAUCUUGAGCUUUGUUAUGGCCGCUUUGGCGAUGUUGGCCUUGAGGCCAUUCUUGCUAAGUGCACGGCCCUUACACAUCUUGACAUUCGAGGGUGUUGGAGCGUGAAGUUGGAUGGUGAUCUUGAGGAUAGAUGCUACCAGCUUCAAGAGUUUAAGAGCCCCUGGCAUGAUGAGUUUGACAACGAGGCCUCCUCAGGUAGUGACAGUGAUGGAGCCAAUGCUGAUGUAGAAUCUUCCUCUGAUGAGGAUUAACUCAUGGUUUUGUGGUAAUCUUGACAUAACAAUAGGCCCCCCAAUAAACCUUCUUCACUCCCUCUUAGGAAGUAAUGCCAUUCCUAAAACUCAAAGUAAAUGCUUCUUGCUCUUCUUUCAUUUUCCUUUGACUUAAAUAGAAGUUUCUUUUACCUUUUUGCAAGAGUAAUUCUCUGU
Quercus robur (English oak) is the source of this 1311-nucleotide messenger RNA. Its product is annotated as F-box protein FBW2-like. The transcript is spliced from 2 exons. The record is from RefSeq and is a predicted model, not a curated record. Lineage: Eukaryota; Viridiplantae; Streptophyta; Magnoliopsida; Fagales; Fagaceae. Bases 205 to 1134 code for a protein of 309 amino acids. Gene Ontology annotation, molecular function: protein binding.